GAAGUUACAUAAAAGAAUCUAAACUCUCCGCGGCUCUGUUAACGUUGGCGGGAGCCGGGCGGGCCACCUACCCGGUGCUCUCUGCUGUUCGGCCCGGGCUGCAGGUGCUCGAGGGUGUUGCGGUGGAGUUCCGCGGCCCAGCGUCACGAUGCGGGUGGCAGUGGCCGGCUGCUGCCACGGCGAGCUGGACAAGAUCUACGAGACUCUGGCGCUGGCGGAGCGGCGCGGCCCGGGACCGGUGGAUCUCCUUCUGUGCUGCGGCGAUUUCCAGGCGGUGCGCAACGAGGCAGACCUGCGCUGCAUGGCCGUGCCGCCCAAGUACCGCCACAUGCAGACCUUCUACAGAUAUUACUCGGGAGAGAAAAAGGCCCCGGUUCUCACCAUCUUCAUUGGAGGAAACCAUGAAGCCUCAAACCAUUUGCAAGAGUUACCCUAUGGUGGCUGGGUAGCGCCAAAUAUUUACUAUUUAGGCUUGGCUGGUGUUGUCAAAUACCGAGGAGUAAGGAUUGGUGGCAUCUCUGGCAUAUUUAAAUCUCAUGACUAUAGAAAAGGUCAUUUUGAGUAUCCCCCUUAUAAUUCAUCUACCAUAAGGAGUAUAUAUCAUGUGAGGAAUAUAGAGGUCUACAAAUUAAAACAGUUAAAGCAGCCUAUACAUAUAUUUUUAUCUCAUGAUUGGCCGAGAAAUAUAUAUCAUUAUGGAAAUAAGAAGCAGCUUCUUAAGAGCAAAUCUUUCUUCCGCCAAGAAGUGGAAAACAGCACCCUAGGGAGCCCAGCUGCCUUGGAGCUGCUCGAGCACCUACAGCCUGCAUACUGGUUCUCCGCACACCUUCACGUGAAGUUUGCAGCCCUGAUGCAGCAUCAGGCCACAGAUAAAGAACAAGCAGGCAAAGAAACCAGGUUUUUAGCCUUGGACAAGUGCUUGCCACACAGAGACUUUCUUCAGGUGUUGGAGAUAGAGCAUGACCCCAGUGCUCCUGAGUGCUUAGAGUAUGAUGUGGAGUGGCUGACUGUUCUCAGGGCCACUGAUGACCUCAUUAACGUGACCGGGGGCCUGUGGAAUAUGCCUGAAGACAAUGGUCUGCACACAAGGUGGGAUUAUAGUGCAACUGAAGAAACUAUGAAAGAAGUAAUGGAAAAAUUGAACCAUAACCCUAAAGUCCCCUGUAACUUCAGCAUGACAGCUGCUUGUUAUGAUCCUAGUAAGCCACAGACACACGUGCAGCUGGUUCACAGGAUCAGUCCGCAGACUACUGAAUUCUGUGCCCAGCUUGGCAUCACAGACAUUAAUGUCAUGAUUCAGAAGGCCAAGGAAGAGCAUCAUCUGUGUGGUGAAUAUGAACAGCAGGGUGACCUGGGGACUGAUGAGUCUGAAGAGGACCAGAGUGAAUACAACACAGACACGUCUGCCCUGUCCUCUAUUAAUCCAGAUGAAAUAAUGUUGGAUGAAGAAGAGGAAGAGGAAGCUGUAAGUACUCAUAGUGACAUGAAUACACCUUCUGUGGAACCUUCUGAUCAGGCAUAUGACCUCUCUACAAGCUUUUCUGAUGUCAGGAACUUACCAAGUUCCAUGUUUGUGUCUUCUGACGAUGCAUCCCAUUCUCCAACAAGUGGAGAGGGGAAAUCUUGUAAAACUGUAGAGUCUGGGGAUGAAAAAGACUUAGCCGAGUUUCCUCUGAAGAGGCUGAGCAAUGAACACGAACCUGAACAAAGAAAGAAAAUAAAGAGGAGGAACCAAGCCAUCUAUGCUGCAGUGGAUGAUGAGGAUGCUAACGAUGAAUAAGACCAAGGCCAUGACUUGUGAUAAAUAUAGGCGUGUGAUUUCAAGACCCUAUUUUUAGGGCCGAAUUUCUGAUUUAUGACUGAGCUUUGUAAUAAUGAAAUGAUGGAAUUUUGGCUAUAAGCUCUGUAUUUGGGUAUAUGUUUAUAUGAUUCAGAUAUAGACUUAUUAAAAUUUCAUAUGAAAUUUGAUUGAUGACCAUUUUUAAGACUUUCACUUCCAUAGUUUUCAGCACUUACAACACAUGAAUUUUGAGAAACACUGUUCUCUAAGAUGGGACUAUGAAGAUUUUGCAAAUACAUUGAAUGUUACUUAAUUGCUGAAAUUAUCCUAUUGAUUCUUGUAUACUACAUUUUAGCUGAAUUUUUUAUGUAAAUUUGUAUAAAUGCUAUCUAUCCUGCUGCAUGAUAGAUAGAUCGUAGGUAGUGAAAUAUUUUCAGAGAUCUGGAACACCUCUUGUCUGGAGUUACAGUACCUGGGCUGCCUGGGGAGAUUGCCCUGGACUUUGGAAGAGGAAUCAUGGGUCUCAGGAUCUGUUCGCAUCAUCCCACAGCAGUCCAGAUCCAGCCACUCGUUUAGGGAAGUCCUGAAGUGGCUAGCUAGCAUCCAUCUUGUCGGCAUUUGACUUCAGAAAGCUUGGCAGCUUUGAGGCUUUUGUUUCCCUCACUUUAAAAGAUUAUUUACUUAUGUACAUAGGUAUCUGCAACUGGAUUUCUUUCUACUCUUUUGAAUUCCACAACUCCAGAUUGUGGUUUUCCCCAGAAAAGUCUUUUUAACAAGGAAAAGAACACUGGUAUGCCUGAGGUAAUUUGGGGUAUUGAACUCCCCUGAAAAUAAUACAGCAGAAAGUAUAAAACAAAUGCUAGAAUUAAUAGAUAUUAAUUCUAAAAAACAAAUAAUACUCUAGUUUACCCAAGAAAGUAUGCAAAUAACAAGCCGUGCUUGGUGGGCCAGACCCUUAAUCCUAACACUCAGGAUAACAGGCAGGAGGACCUCUAAGGUGAACCUGUUCUACAAAGUGGAUUCUAGGUCAGCCAGGGCUAUGUAGAGAGACUAUCUCAAAAAAAAAAAAAAAAAAAGUAUGUAAAUAGAUACAAGAAAUGUUAUUCUUACAACAACUGUAAAAGCUUGGUAGAAUAUAUGUAUGAUUGCUUGGUACAAUGUAUGUAUGGUUGGAAUUUCUUAGAAACAGAAUUUAUUGAUGUCAAUUGUGGUUGAUCAAAUACAUUUCUACAAAAGAAA
Messenger RNA from Mastomys coucha (southern multimammate mouse), 3019 nucleotides. It is a transcript of the gene Dbr1, whose product is annotated as debranching RNA lariats 1. Gene Ontology annotation, molecular function: RNA lariat debranching enzyme activity. The transcript is spliced from 8 exons. Lineage: Eukaryota; Metazoa; Chordata; Mammalia; Rodentia; Muridae. Gene Ontology annotation, biological process: mRNA splicing, via spliceosome. Gene Ontology annotation, cellular component: nucleus. The record is from RefSeq and is a predicted model, not a curated record. The coding region runs from base 149 to 1780 and encodes 543 amino acids.